Salvia miltiorrhiza (redroot sage) is the source of this 3994-nucleotide messenger RNA. Its product is annotated as topless-related protein 4. Gene Ontology annotation, molecular function: protein binding. The record is from RefSeq and is a predicted model, not a curated record. NCBI's taxonomy places the organism in Eukaryota, Viridiplantae, Streptophyta, Magnoliopsida, Lamiales, Lamiaceae. Gene Ontology annotation, biological process: regulation of DNA-templated transcription.
UGCCUUUAUAAUGGGAGACUCACAGGGAGAGAAAUGAGUAAACGAAGAGAGAGAUAAGAGAAAGAUAGGGUGCUCGAAGGGGCAAAAAGGAAAUCAGGAGAAAGUUGCCAGAAAAACCCAAAAACACUCUCGAUCUGUGCUUUUGCUCUUAAGUCCUCGCGAGUUCCGAGGUGAAUUGUUUGUAUGUGUGUGUAUUUGCCGGUGGGGAUUCUGUUCAAUUUUGUUUCUCUCCGUGUGUUCCGUGCUGUUGCCUUUCGUUUCGAUUCGGUGUUGCUGAGUGAAUUUUGUUGGAUUUUUUGAAGUCUCGAGACACUGGGGUUUCGGCGGAUCUGCGGGAAUUGUGGACUGUGGGGGAUUUUGCUUCAUCGUCGAAGAAGAUGUCUUCGUUAAGCAGAGAGCUUGUUUUUUUAAUUCUCCAGUUUCUAGACGAAGAGAAAUUCAAGGAGACUGUGCACAAAUUGGAGAAGGAGUCGGGUUUUUUCUUCAACAUGAGGUACUUUGAGGAUGCAGUGACUAAUGGAGAAUGGGAGGAGGUGGAGAAGUAUUUGUCAGGGUUUACGAAGGUUGAUGACAACCGAUACUCCAUGAAAGUUUUCUUCGAGAUCCGGAAGCAGAAGUAUCUAGAAGCCCUUGAUAAGCGUGAUCAUGCGAGGGCUGUGGAGAUUCUUACAAAAGACUUGAAAGUAUUUUCAACAUUCAACGAGGAACUCUUUAAGGAGAUUACCCUGCUCUUGACCCUGACGAACUUUAGGGAAAAUGAACAGCUAUCCAAGUAUGGUGAUACUAAGUCAGCUCGGGCUAUAAUGCUUGUUGAGCUAAAGAAACUGAUUGAGGCAAAUCCCCUCUUUCGUGAUAAACUUCAGUUUCCCACAUUAAAAAACUCAAGACUCAGAACCCUGAUCAACCAAAGUUUAAAUUGGCAACACCAGCUUUGUAAGAAUCCCAAACCGAAUCCUGAUAUUAAAACUCUCUUUGUGGACCAUAGUUGUGGGCAGCCAAAUGGUGCUCGAGCUCCAUCCCCUGUCACUAAUCCGUUGAUGGGUUCAAUUCCUAGAGUUGGUGGAUUUCCACCAAUUGGAGGACCUGCUCCUUUUCAUCAUGCUCCUGCACCUUUAACAGCCUCACUUGCUGGAUGGAUGGCCAACCCAUCCUCUGUACCACACCAAGCUAUUUCUGUGGGACCUAUGGGCUUAACACCCGCUAAUAAUUCUGCUGCGUCUAUGCUAAAGCGUUCUAGGACUCCUCCUACUAACAAUCCAGCCCUGGACUAUCAAACUGCAGAUUCUGAUCACGUGUUGAAGAGGUCAAGACCUUUGGGAGUUCCAGAGGAGGCCAACAAUCUGCCGGUCAACAGUUUGCCUGUCAUGCAUCCUGGUCAGAGCCAUGCCCGUUCCAUGUACACUGCUGAUGACUUACCAAAGAAUGUGGUGAGAAAUUUGAAUCAGGGUUCUGCUGUGAGGAGCAUGGAUUUCCACCCGGUGCAACAAACUCUACUUCUAGUGGGAACAAAUAUUGGUGAGAUUUCCAUCUGGGAAGUGAGCAGUGGGGAUAGAAUCGCUGUGAGAAAUUUUAAAGUCUGGGAUCUUGGAGCUUGCUCAUUGAUACUACAGGCAUCUCUAGCUACUGAGUAUACUGCUUCAGUAAACAGAGUCAUGUGGAGUUCUGAUGGAAGCCUUUUCGGUGUUGCAUACUCAAAGCACAUCGUUCACUUGUAUGCUUAUUAUGGCGGUGAUGAUUUAAGACACCGCCUCGAGAUUGAGGCUCACGUUGGUAGUGUCAGUGAUCUUGCCUUUUCUCAUCCAAACAAGCAAUUUUGUGUUAUAACUUGUGGGGAAGACAAGACGAUUAAGGUCUGGGAUGCAGUUACAGGUGCCAGGCAAUAUACAUUUGAGGGUCAUGAAGCACCUGUGUAUUCAAUAUGCCCGCACCAAAAGGAGAAUAUUCAGUUCAUAUUUUCAACUGCCAUUGAUGGGAAGAUCAAGGCAUGGCUCUAUGAUAAUAUGGGUUCGAGGGUGGAUUAUGAUGCUCCAGGUCGUUCUUGUACUACCAUGGCAUAUAGCACGGAUGGGACAAGGUUGUUCUCCUGUGGUACAAGCAAGGAUGGCGAGUCGUACAUUGUGGAGUGGAAUGAGAGUGAAGGGGCUCUGAAGAGAAAUUAUGUUGGCCUCGGGAAACGGUCGGUAGGAGUGGUGCAAUUUGACACAACAAAGAAUCACUUCUUGGCUGCUGGUGAUGAGUUUAAAAUUAAAUUUUGGGACAUGGACCAUGCAAAUAUCUUGAUGAGUAUUGAUGCUGAUGGUGGUUUACCGGCAUCCCCAUGUAUUCGCUUCAGUAAGGAAGGGGCAUUGUUGGCUGUGUCAACCAGUGAGAAUGGUAUUAAAAUACUUGCCAAUGCUGAGGGCAUUCGACUCAUGCGUUCAAUGGAGAACCGCGCUGGAACCACUUCAAAGGCGCCUGUUAUUGGAACAUUUGGUGCUUCUGGAUCAGCAGCAGGACCUACUGUGGGUGCAGAUAGAAGUUCUCCAAUGGCUCCAGUUAUUGCACUGAAUAGUGAUAGCAGGAAACUUCCAGAUACAAAACCCAGGAUUUCCGAUGAGUUGGAUAAAUCCAAGAUGUGGAAGUUGACUGAAAUUAAUGAACAAUCACAACUUCGUUCAUUGAGGCUUCCUGAUAGUUUAUUGUCAGUGAGGAUUAUUCGAUUAAUCUACACAAAUUCUGGGAGUUCCAUCUUGGCUUUGGCAUAUAAUGCUGUCCAUAAACUUUGGAAAUGGCAACAAAGUGAGAGGAAUGUAUCUGGAAAGGCAAGUACUUCUGUGCCACCACAACUUUGGCAACCUUCUAGUGGAAUCUUAAUGACCAAUGACAUUAGUGAGACAAACCUUGAGGAAGCUGUUCCGUGCUUUGCACUUUCAAAGAAUGACUCCUAUGUUAUGUCAGCAUCAGGAGGAAAAAUCUCCCUGUUCAAUAUGAUGACAUUUAAGACAAUGACGACAUUUAUGCCCCCUCCACCAGCAGCAACAUUUCUGGCUUUCCAUCCUCAGGACAAUAAUGUUAUAGCUAUUGGCAUGGAGGACUCCACCAUACAAAUUUAUAAUGUUCGCGUAGAUGAGGUAAAAAUUAAGCUCAAAGGUCAUCAUAAAAGAGUAACCGGCCUUGCAUUUUCCAGUGUUCUAGGAGUCCUUGUGUCAUCAUCAGCUGAUGCUCAGUUAUGUGUUUGGUCUCUAGAUGGAUGGGAAAAGAAGGCAAGCAAGUUAUUGCACAUACCUAGUGGAAGCGUGUUAAAUCCUCACGGGCAGACACGCGUCCAGUUUCAUCAGGAUCAGACGCAUGUGUUGGUUGUUCAUGAGACACACAUAGCUGUAUAUGAAGCUUCCAAGCUUGAUUACGUCAAUCGGUGGAUUGCGAGGGAACGAGUCCCUACAAUAACAGAUGCUACAUACUCAUGCGACAGCCAGUCGAUCUUCACUUGCUUUGAAGACGGGAGCGUGUGCAUCUUCACUGCCGUGGGACUGAAACUAAGAUGCCGGAUCAAUCCCACAGCCUAUUUACCUUCUUCGCCAAGCUCGAGGGCUCAUCCGUUGGUGAUCACCGGUCAUCCAAGUGAGCCUAAUCAGUUUGCGUUGGGUAUGACUGAUGGUGGAGUGCAUGUGUUAGAACCCCUUGAAUCUGAAGGAAAAUGGGCGGAGGCGCCUCACCGAGAAAGUAGUGUAGGUCCGAGCAAGGGCGCUGCACCGGCUCCCGAUCAAUCUUCCAGAUAGUGGCCGUAUGCUCCCUGUAUUAGUGCUGGGGCGGACCUGGUGCUAAGAUGAAAGGGUGGUUUUACAGUCUAUUUAGGAGUAGAAUAGAUGCAAAGCAUAAAGUGUUGAAAAAUGUCGAUAAUAUGUAGUAUGGAUGGAAUGUUGGAACUACAGUUUAUAGUUUUUUUGUGUUCACAGUGGAAUUAAUUACUCUUCUCAUGCAUGUAAUUGUAAUGUAGUAUGUUCUUCUGUGGUUU